GGCCCCGCCGUUCCCGGUCCGGCCCCGCCGUUCUCGGUUCGAUUCCGCCGUCCGCGGUCCGGCCCCGCCGUUCUCGGUUCGGCCCCGCUGUUCCCGAUCCGGCCCCGCUGUUCCCGAUCCGGUCCUGCCGUUCUCGGUCCGGCCCCGCUGUUCCCGAUCCGGCCCCGCUGUUCCCGAUCUGGUCCCGCCGUUCUCGGUUCGGCCCCGCUGUUCCCGGUGCGGCCAUGGCGUCCCCGUCGCGGCGGCUGCAGACCAAGCCGGUGAUCACCUGUCUCAAGAGCGUCCUGCUCACCUACACCUUCGUCUUCUGGGUGUCGGGCAUUGUGCUGCUGGCCGUGGGCAUCUGGGGUCGGGUGAGCCUGGCCGUCUACUUCUCCCUGUUGGACGAGAAAGCCACCAAUGUCCCGUUCGUCCUGGUGGGCGCUGGCACCGUCGUUGUCCUCCUGGGCACCUUCGGCUGCUUCGCCACCUGCCGUGGCAGCACCUGGAUGCUCAAGCUGUAUGCCAUGCUCCUGUCCCUCAUCUUCCUCAUCGUCCUGGUGGCCGCCAUCGUGGGGUUCGUCUUCAGGCACGAGAUACAGACAAGCUUUGAGAGCAACCUGGAGCUGGCCUUGAAGGACUACAACGUGACAGCAGACCAGCACAGCAAGGCCGUGGACACCAUCCAGAGAACGCUGCACUGCUGCGGGGUGCAGAACUAUUCUGACUGGGAGAGGACUGAGUACUUCAGCCAGAGGGGCAUCCCCCACAGCUGUUGCAAGAACCAGAACGACUGCUCGGAGGAAGAUCUGAAAGACCCAAACAAGGCCAAGCUGAAAGUGUUUGUGGAUGGUUGUUUUUUCCUGGUGACGUCAACAAUGGAGUCCAAAAUGAGCGUUGUGGCCGGGAUCUCCUUUGGCAUAGCGUGUUUCCAGUUGAUCGGCAUCAUUCUCUCCUGCUGCCUGUCCCGGUACAUCACCAACAAUCAGUAUGAGAUGGUGUAGCUGGCCCCAGCACUCUGUGCCUGUGGCUGGGGAAUGGCUGGGGAGGACGCCUUCACCUCCAGUUUUCCUCUGGAUGCCACGUUGUGAAAUCUUGCUUUGAACUGACUGAUCUUCUUCUCAACUAGCUCAUAGAAAGGAGUGCAGCAGCUGUCCUGGUGCACUCAGGGACUUGUCCUGACACUACUCUGCUGUGCCACCGCCUGGGGUAAUGAUUGCUGUGCUGUGGUGGCUGCAGCCAGGGCGCUUGCCCCGGGUGCCACGCUGUGCUGAGCUGCUGUGCUGGUGGCCUCCGGUGUCCCAGUGCUCAUCUUCAGUGCCUCCACUGGGAAAGAGAUGCUCCCCUCCCUCGGGCAGCCCCCUGACAUCCCCUCACUCUC
Lonchura striata (white-rumped munia) is the source of this 1360-nucleotide messenger RNA. RefSeq names its product tetraspanin 6 (gene TSPAN6). The record is from RefSeq and is a predicted model, not a curated record. Gene Ontology annotation, cellular component: plasma membrane. Lineage: Eukaryota; Metazoa; Chordata; Aves; Passeriformes; Estrildidae.